Molecule: messenger RNA, 3151 nt
Organism: Oreochromis aureus
Lineage: Eukaryota; Metazoa; Chordata; Actinopteri; Cichliformes; Cichlidae
Product: cullin-5-like
Exons: 19
Coding region: 1-2343 (780 amino acids)
Biological process (GO): protein ubiquitination; SCF-dependent proteasomal ubiquitin-dependent protein catabolic process
Cellular component (GO): SCF ubiquitin ligase complex; Cul5-RING ubiquitin ligase complex
Molecular function (GO): ubiquitin protein ligase binding
Source: RefSeq, a predicted model, not a curated record
AUGGCGACGUCUAAUUUGUUAAAGAACAAGGGGUCCCUGCAGUUUGAGGACAAGUGGGAUCUGAUGCGGCCCAUCGUCCUCAAGCUGCUCAGACAGGAAGCUGUCACCAAGCAACAGUGGUUCGACUUGUUCUCAGAUGUUCAUGCUGUGUGUCUAUGGGAUGACAAAGGACCGGCCAAAAUCCACCAAGCCCUCAAAGACGACAUCCUCGACUUCAUCAAACAAGCACAAGCUCGAGUGCUGAGCCAUCAGGACGAUACGGCGCUCCUCAAAGCCUACAUUGUGGAGUGGAGGAAGUUCUUCACCCAGUGCGACAUCCUGCCCAAACCCUUCUGUCAGCUGGAGAUCACACUGAUGGGAAAACAAGGCAGCAACAAGAAAACCAACAUGGAGGACAGCAUUGUUCGCAAGCUGAUGCUGGACACGUGGAACGAGUCGAUCUUUUCAAACAUUAAGAGUCGCCUGCAGGACAGCGCCAUGAAGCUGGUGCACGCCGAGCGGCUGGGCGAGGCCUUUGACUCUCAGCUCGUGAUAGGUGUACGAGAGUCAUAUGUCAACCUCUGCUCUAACCCAGAGGACAAGCUGCAGAUCUACAGGGAUAACUUUGAGAAAGCCUACCUGGACUCUACAGAGAGGUUCUACAGAACUCAGGCGCCGUCCUACCUGCAGCAGAACGGUGUCCAGAACUACAUGAAAUAUGCAGAUGCGAAGCUGAGGGAGGAGGAGAAGAGAGCGCUUAGAUAUCUAGAAACACGUCGUGAAUGUAACUCUGUUCAAGCACUGAUGGAGUGUUGCGUGAACGCUCUGGUGACCUCGUUCAAAGAGACGAUCCUCGCCGAAUGUCCAGGAAUGAUCAAACGCAACGAGACAGUCAAGCUGCACCUCAUGUUUUCACUGAUGGACAAGGUUCCCAACGGGAUCGAGCCCAUGCUGAAAGACCUGGAGGAGCAUAUCAUCAGUGCUGGACUAGCGGACAUGGUGGCUGCUGCCGAGACUAUCACUACUGACUCUGAAAAGUAUGUGGAGCAGCUGCUGACUUUGUUUAACCGCUUCAGUAAGCUGGUAAAGGAGGCUUUCCAGGAUGACCCACGCUUCCUCACAGCAAGAGAUAAGGCUUACAAAGCGGUCGUCAAUGAUGCCACAAUCUUCAAACUGGAGCUGCCGAUGAAACAGAAAGGGGUGGGAAUGAAGACUCAGCCGGAGUCAAAGUGUCCGGAGCUGCUGGCAAACUACUGUGACAUGCUGCUAAGGAAAACCCCGCUCAGCAAGAAACUGACCUCAGAGGAAAUCGAGCUCAAACUCAAAGAAGUGCUCUUGGUGCUGAAAUACGUCCAGAACAAAGACGUGUUCAUGCGUUACCACAAAGCUCACCUGACCAGGCGCCUGAUCCUGGACAUUUCUGCCGACAGCGAGAUUGAAGAGAACAUGGUGGAGUGGCUGAGAGAAGUAGGAAUGCCUGCUGAUUAUGUGAACAAGCUUGCCAGGAUGUUUCAGGACAUCAAGGUGUCAGAGGACCUCAAUCAGGUCUUCAAAGAGAUGCACAAACACAACAAGCUGGCACUGCCAGCGGACAGCGUGAACAUUAAGAUCCUGAACGCUGGCGCCUGGUCACGAAGCAGUGAGAAGGUUUUCGUCUCGCUGCCCACAGAGCUGGAGGACCUGAUCCCCGAGGUGGAGGACUUCUACAAGAGGAAUCACAGCGGUCGGAAGCUCCACUGGCAUCACCUCAUGUCCAACGGCAUUAUCACCUUUAAAAAUGAAGUGGGGCAGUACGACCUGGAGGUGACGACGUUCCAGCUCGCCGUGUUGUUUGCCUGGAAUCAGAGACCCAGAGAGCGAAUCAGCUUCGAGAACCUCAAACUGGCCACAGAGCUGCCCGACGCAGAGCUACGCCGAACACUCUGGUCUCUGGUCGCCUUCCCAAAGCUGAAGAGGCAGGUGUUGUCUUACGACCCACCAGUGAGCUCACCCAAAGACUUCACAGACGGCACGCUCUUCUACGUCAACCAGGAGUUCUCUCUCAUUAAAAACUCCAAAGUCCAGAAGCGGGGAAAGAUCAAUUUGAUUGGUCGUCUGCAGCUGACCACAGAGCGAAUGAGAGAAGAGGAGAAUGAAGGAAUCGUUCAGCUCAGAAUACUCAGAACUCAGGAGGCCAUCAUCCAAAUCAUGAAGAUGAGGAAGCGGAUCAGCAACGCACAGCUGCAGACGGAGCUGGUGGAGAUCCUGAAGAACAUGUUUCUGCCUCAGAAAAAGAUGAUAAAAGAGCAGAUCGAGUGGCUCAUCGAGCACAAAUACAUAAAGAGGGACGAGGCGGACAUCAACACCUUCAUCUACAUGGCCUAGGCAGCGAGCACGGAGUGUGUGUUUUGCUGUUUUUUACGACUGGCCUGCAUCUGGCGCUUUAAAACCUGCGAGAUGAGACAGACGAGGAGUUAAAGGAUGUGUUUGAAGAAGGAGAAGAGGGUCGGGAGCGCGCUGAAGGACACGGAAAAGCCUUUUUAACAAAACUGUGGCUAUUGUUUGUGUUUGUGAGACGCCAGUGUGUUACCGGAGUGUCAUUUCAAGCCGUAGCGUUGAGUCAUCUGGCCGUGUGUUUGUCCCUGCUGCCCUCUAGUGUCUGCUCAGAGGAGAGGAACGGCGGCAUGCGCUGUCCGCCAGCAGCUCAGAAGAAGAAAAAAUAGUGAUGUAAUUGAAUACUUCCUGCCUUACUUUCAUCAGCAGUGGACUGCGGAGAAGGAGGUGGAGGAGUGAGGACAGAAAAGGAGAACAAAGCUGAUAUCAGUCCUUUGCUUUCACUUCAUGCGACGGCUGCCAUCUUAGCUGCAGCCACUUAGCAUCCCUCCUGUCCUACACUGAUCUAAUACUCAAAGAGGGAAUGCAGAGUGAAAGCUGCCAUCGAGGAGGAGAGAGACGAGUUCAAACUACCGAGGAGUAUUUUGCCAAAUCGUGUGUGUGUGUGUUUGAGUGCAUGGUGUGUAUCUGAUCUUUUAGUUGUGCGUGUUUGUAUGUGUGUGUGCACUUUCAACAGCAUGCUGCUCUAUGAUUUUUUUCCCCCUUCAGUGGAGAAUCUGUCACAUUUUGUGGUUGUAUCGGAAAGGGUUGGGAAUUUAAAUGCUGGUAUUCAGAUUUUCUUUUGUGAUCCCCUGACCGG